AUGGCUCACCUUACUCAAGACGAGCGCGAUAUCAUCGAACAAAAUCCUUUCGGCGACUCACUCAGCGCCGUUCGUAAAGCACUGCGCGAGGCCGAACCAAACACUCCCUGCGAAGCGUCCGAGCCAGAUGACAGCGCAGACGCGCCAGAACGACCACGAUUGUUUGUGGCAGCAAUUGGCAAACUGUUCUCUAUUCUCUCUGCGUCCGAUGUAUCUCCACAACUGGCUUCGAGAACCGGAAGGGACUCUCUGUUUUCUGAUCUAGGCAUCGUCCGUUCACGACUUCCGAAGGGCGACUUCGAGUACCAGCACUUCCGCCCGCUGUCACAGCUUGUAAUCAAACAAGCCCCCGAUGUCGACAUUUGGGCUGCCGUCGUCGCCCUCAUCCGAGCAAUCUCCCAGUCCACUCCGCCACCGAGCCUUCCACCGUCCUUCAACACCCCCAUCUCCCAUUCAUCCGCCUCACUGCAAGGCUCGGAACAGACGCGGAAGAAGAUCGAAGAUCGCGUGUUCGAAGAGAUUCGCCACUGCACGCACCGUGCAGUCGGCGGAUUCCACGAGAAAUAUUUUGAGGGCAAAAAAUGGAACCGGCGAGCCAAGCGAAUCUGGGAGGCCGCCAAAAGCCACUACAGCGACAGCGAUAAGCGGUGGACACAACUUCCCGACGCGCCCACGGAGGACGAUGUGGGCGACUGGUGGCUCGGCUUGCAGCAAGAGCUGUUGUCAAACGAAGGUGCCGCCUACUUCAGGACCACCCUAGACAAUAAACACGACUGGCGACACGUGUCGGUCGUCGGCGAGAUCAAGGAAUCCAACCAGAAAGACAAAGUCCUGUUGCUUCAGAUUGGCAGCGCUGUCAUGUGCGGUUAUCUGAUGAUGAGCGACGAAGAUCUGGGCUUGGAUACAAUCACCAAGGAGAAAGACGACAAGCUAUUCAUCACCAUACCUGUUGAAGCUCGCGGGAAGAAACGGAAUAGGGAACUCGAACUCGACCCCAACCCGAUCGCCCUUCAGCGAGCGAUUGUCUGUCGCGGCACGUCGUGCUUUCGUGCCAAGCCUACGGGCGCAGCGGGGUAUGACAGGGUCGUGAAGUUCUCUUGGACCUCUAGCGUGCGACCACCCGAGGCGGACCUUCUUAUGAAGGCAAACGAUCGCGGCGUGAAGGGUCUCGCGAAACUGGUUGCCUACCGUGAAGAAGUCACCAGCAUAAGCAAGCUGCGUGAAGGUCUCGUCUUCUCGACUCCGCAUAAGUUUCGCGGCGUGCCGCGCAGCGCCCACUCGUCCUUCUCACAAUCGCAGCUCCCGCCGAGUCGCUCGUUCAGCGAGUUUCACGGUCUCAGCAUUGCCAGCGGAAAGCGAAAGUCUAUAGAUGGAGGAAGUCAUACGUCGAAGAGACCCCGGUCGAACAGCCAGCUAGCCGAGACAGCACACGGAGAGGGGAUCACUUACCCCGUACAAGAACCGGAGGGUACUAGUCUCAUCCAGCAAGACCAAGACCUGCCGUACGAUAAUCGCAUCUUUCGCGUACUGGCCAUCUCUCCGGCGGGCCGAUCCAUCAGCCAGUUCAAGUCUGUUGUCGAGCUCCUUGAAGGCCUUCGUGAUGCCAUCAAGGUGCACCGAUCACUCUUCAUGGAUGGGGAAAUUCUGCACCGAGACAUCUCGGAGAACAACAUCAUCCUCACGGACCCGGACACGGCCGACGGCUGCAAGGGCGUGCUCAUCGAUUUGGACCUGGCCAAGGAAGAAGGCACCGGCCCGAGCGGCGCCCGGCAUCGGACUGGUACGAUGGAAUUCAUGGCGAUUGAAGUGCUCCUCGAAAUAUCGCACACGUAUCGUCAUGAUCUUGAAUCAUUCUUCUAUGUCCUUAUCUGGCAAUGCGCCCGCCGUGGCUGGGGACUUCUAGGCAAAGCAAAGCAGCAGGCAGGAGAGAGUAUGUUGAUGGACUGGUAUACCGGCAGCUACAAAAAGAUCGCAAACACGAAGCUUGGCCACAUGGAUGCAGGCAAGGGUAAAGGACUUGAUCUCAUAUUAAGGGAGUUUCCACCAGCAUUCGACUGUGUGAAGCCCCUGUGCAGGACGAUAAGAGACAUAUUGUUCCCAUACAGGCAUGGACUUUUUACCGGCACUCCACAGGACCCGAAGAUACUGUACGAUCCAAUCAUCAAAGCAUUCGAGGAUGCCUUGGAGGAGACUGGGCAGACAGAGGCAGAUACAUGA
Messenger RNA from Hirsutella rhossiliensis, 2217 nucleotides. RefSeq lists its product as uncharacterized. The transcript has 3 exons. Lineage: Eukaryota; Fungi; Ascomycota; Sordariomycetes; Hypocreales; Ophiocordycipitaceae. Gene Ontology annotation, biological process: protein phosphorylation. The record is from RefSeq and is a predicted model, not a curated record. Bases 1 to 2217 code for a protein of 738 amino acids. Gene Ontology annotation, molecular function: protein kinase activity.